AUGAUCCGGACAUCAAUAGGAACAUCUAGUCCCAUUGCCAUACCAAUCAGCCCUCAAUAUGAAAACGAACAAGAGCAAUCUUUGACGAUGCAGCGAUGGCGCAAUUCGCCACCUGAAGAUGAGGCGGCAUCUUUCACCGCUAUAUGCGACGCUCUCGAUGGCCGGCCCAUAGAUAUAGCACCGAGGAUCAGUCGUUCUUCAAGUCACAAUCCUUUCCGAAAGUAUCGAGGCCCAUCAUCAACCACCAGUCUUGACAGUGUAGCGAGUGAAUCUUCGUUGCGAUCGGCCAAUUCAAGCCAUUCUGCUACGUCGCAAACUAGGCGUCGCAGCCAAGUUAGUAGAACGCGUACAAAGGGCAAAACCAAGAUCAAGAAUACAGACGACCCAAACCGUAUUUUCAAAUGUACCUUUUGUUGCGAUACAUUCAAAACCAAGUAUGAUUGGACACGGCAUGAGAAGUCACUACAUCUAAACAUGGAGGAGUGGGUGUGUACGCCGCAUGGGGCUUCUGUCGUGCUGCCUCUGACUGGCAGAGUUCAUUGUGCAUACUGCAGUGCGCUUGACCCAACCCCUACCCAUCUGCAGCAGCAUAACCACGUAGCCUGUGAUGACGGCCAAUCUACGCCUCGUAUAUUUCGCCGAAAGGACCACCUCGUUCAGCAUCUCCGCCUCGUUCAUGGACUAGAUACGCUUCCUCUUAUUGACGAUUGGAAGCUCGAGUCGAGUCCCAUAAAGUCUCGCUGCGGCAUUUGCGACGCCGCCCUGAGAAGCUGGGAUGAAAGGGCAGACCACUUGGCAGCGCACUUCCGCGAAGGAAAGAAAAUGGAUGAUUGGACAGGCGAACAUGGCUUUGAGCCUGCUGUGUCUGCUCGCGUCCUUAAUGCAUUCCCGCCUUAUCUUAUUGCAGAUCAAGCAAAAACAGUGGUCCCUUUCUCCGCGACUAAUCCAGGCUCAAUUGACCAUACCAAGCAGUUUAUCUCGCACCUCCAAUCAGAGGAAGCAGCGUCCGCACUUACCACGGAUGAUGCACCAUUUCAGGACCAACAAGACUUGAGCGAUUCUCUGGCUGCGCUUCGAACAAUGCCAUCUCUACACAACAACUAUGAUUUUGCUACAGUUCUUACCCGCCAUCUCAGCCGUUUUGCGAGACAACAGAUGCUUUUGGGUAUCAUUCCUACGGACGAGAUGUUUCAACGAGAGUCACGAAGACUCUUUUAUCAGGAUGGAGAUGAUGGAUGGAACCAGACUUUAGCUGACCACCCAGGUUGGCUACAAGAUUUCCGUCAGCAAGGCGGAUUUAUGUAA
This is a messenger RNA of Bipolaris zeicola 26-R-13, 1305 nucleotides long. RefSeq lists its product as uncharacterized. The record is from RefSeq and is a predicted model, not a curated record. NCBI's taxonomy places the organism in Eukaryota, Fungi, Ascomycota, Dothideomycetes, Pleosporales, Pleosporaceae. The transcript has a single exon. The coding region runs from base 1 to 1305 and encodes 434 amino acids.